AUGGUCCCGCGAGAGACGAGGCCUUUGCUCGCCGCAGAGAAUGAUCCGGAUCUUCCAGAACCGUAUUGGGCGCGCCAGUGGGAAAUGACCAAAGUAGACGACCCCGUCACGGCGCCGCAAUGCAUCGCCCACCGAGGAUACAAGGCGAAAUACCCCGAGAACUCCAUGGCUGCUUUUCGUGGAGCGGUGGCUGCGGGCGCUCAUGCCAUCGAGUCGGAUUUGCACUUGACUAGGGAUGGGGUGGUCGUGCUGUCGCAUGACGGCACGCUAAAGAGGUGUUUCGGCGUCGACAAAAAGAUUGGAGACUGCGACUGGGACGACAUCAGCUCCAUCAGAACCUUACGCGCACCUCACGAGCCCAUGCCGAAGCUGUCCGAACUACUAGACUUUCUUACCGAAGACGGACAUGAGAGUGUGUGGUUACUACUAGAUAUAAAGCUAGACGACGACUGCGAAGACCUAAUGCGCAGAACUGCCGAAACCAUUGCUGCGUGCCACCAUCGCAGCGCCCGACCGUGGAACGAAAGAAUAAUAUUUGGCUGCUGGAACCAAGCCUACAUCGCCAAAGCCCGCAUCCACCUCCCCACCUUCCCCCUAACCCACAUCGGCUUCUCCCUCCCCUACGCCAACCGCCUCCUCCCCGCCCACCCAAACCUCUCCUUCAACAUCCUCCAAAUCGUCCUCGCCGGCCCCCUCGGCCCCAGCUUCCUUCUCUCCGCUCGCUCCUCCCGCCGUCCCGUCUUCGCAUGGACCGUCAACCACGAGCGCUGGAUGGAAUGGGCCGUCCUCGCCCGCGUGGACGGCCUCAUUACCGACGAUCCGGGGCUGUAUCUCGAGGUCUGCGCGCGUUGGCUAGCCGAAGAGACGGAGGCGAGGAGACGCCGCGCUGCUGUCGCGGCAGCUGGUGGUGGCAGGAGGAGUAAGAGCGCUGUGAGGUUUGGGAAGAGGAGGGGUGUUGUGAGUGAUUUUUUGAGUUUGAUGACGUUGCUUUCUUUGAAUGUUUUGGCGGCUGGGUUGGCUUUUUGGUUUACGGUUAUUGGGAGGUAUGAUCGCGUUACGACGAAGCCUAAUAGGCAGAAGACGCGGUGA
This is a messenger RNA of Scedosporium apiospermum, 1089 nucleotides long. RefSeq lists its product as uncharacterized. Bases 1 to 1089 code for a protein of 362 amino acids. The transcript is spliced from 5 exons. Gene Ontology annotation, molecular function: phosphoric diester hydrolase activity. The record is from RefSeq and is a predicted model, not a curated record. Lineage: Eukaryota; Fungi; Ascomycota; Sordariomycetes; Microascales; Microascaceae. Gene Ontology annotation, biological process: lipid metabolic process.